GGGAGCCGCCCUGUCGGGAAGGAGCCCAAGACGGAGUCGGCGGCACAAAAUGGCGGCGACGACGGCGACGGCCGGGGCCGGGGCUCCGGUGCCGGCGGCCCCCGCGGCAGCGACCGGCACGCCGGGCUCCGGGGGCACAGCCCCCGGGUCGCAGGGGGUGCUGAUCGGGGACCGGCUGUACUCCGGGGUGCUCAUCACUCUGGAGAACUGCCUCCUGCCGGACGACAAGCUCCGCUUCACGCCGUCCAUGUCGAGUGGCCUCGACACCGACACGGAGACCGAUCUCCGCGUGGUGGGCUGCGAGCUCAUCCAGGCGGCCGGCAUCCUGCUCCGCCUGCCGCAGGUGGCCAUGGCUACCGGGCAGGUGUUGUUCCAGCGGUUCUUCUACACCAAGUCCUUUGUGAAGCAUUCCAUGGAGCACGUGUCAAUGGCCUGUGUUCACCUGGCCUCCAAGAUAGAAGAGGCUCCAAGACGCAUACGGGACGUCAUCAACGUGUUUCAUCGCCUUCGACACCUGAGAGAGAAAAAAAAACCUGUGCCUCUACUGUUGGAUCAAGAUUAUGUUAACUUAAAGAAUCAAAUUAUAAAGGCGGAAAGGCGAGUUCUCAAAGAGUUGGGUUUCUGCGUCCAUGUGAAGCACCCUCACAAGAUAAUCGUUAUGUACCUUCAGGUGUUAGAGUGUGAGCGUAACCGACCCCUGGCCCAGACCUCAUGGAACUACAUGAAUGACAGCCUUCGCACAGACGUUUUUGUGAGGUUCCAGCCUGAGAGCAUCGCCUGUGCCUGUAUCUAUCUCGCUGCCAGGACGCUGGAGAUCCCUUUGCCCAGUCGUCCCCAUUGGUUUCUUUUGUUUGGAGCGACUGAAGAAGAAAUUCAAGAAAUCUGCUUAAAAAUUCUGCAGCUAUAUACUCGGAAAAAGGUUGACCUGACCCACCUGGAAGGUGAAGUGGAGAAGCGCAGGUACGCCCUCGACGAGGCAAAGGCACAAGCCAAGGGCCUGUUGCCCGGCGGCACCCAGGUGCUGGACAGCGCGUCGCGGUUCUCACCUGCCCCCAAGCCGGCGGAAUCCCCCAAGGAAGGCCAAGGAGACAAGCCUUCCCCACUCUCUGUGAAGAACGCCAGGAGGAAAGUGGAGGGUGUGAAGAGAGCGAAGGCCGACAGCCCGGUGAACGGCUUGCCGAGGGGGCGAGGGGCUCGAAGUCGGAGUGGGAGUCAUGAGCAGAGUUACUCCAGGUCCCCGUCACCAUCUGCUUCUCCUAAGAGAAGGAAAAGCGACAGUGGCUCUACGUCCGGCGGGUCCAAGUCACAGAGCCGCUCGCGGAGCCGGAGUGACUCCCCACCCAGACAGGCCCAUCGGGGCGCUCCCUACAAAGGCUCCAAGGUAAGGAGCUACCGGAGGUCCAAGGACUGCAAGUACUCCGCCCAGAAGCCACACAAGUCUCGGAGCCGGAGCUCCUCCCGCUCUCGGAGCCGCUCACGGGAACGGGCAGAUAAUUCUGGAAAAUACAAGAAGAAAAGUCAUUACUGUAGAGACCAGCGACGGGAGCGUUCUCGGUCCUACGAGCGAGCGGGCCAUCGCUACGAGCGGGACCACCCUGGGCACAGCAGGCACCGGAGGUGAGGGUGGGGUCCCUGAGGGUCUGCCCUUCGGCCUUCGGCACGCGCACCUCGGCCACCGGCCCUGGGGCGUGACUCUUUCUGGAAAUGGUUGUUGACUCGGGACCGUGUGAUGAAUUUGGAGAUGGAAUGGAGAGGCCAGCAAGCCGCCCUUUAGUGUGGCCCGGGCCCAGCUCAUCCCGCCCGCCUCAGCUGCAAUCCUGCUGGUUGCAAAGGCGGGGUGCGCACGUCCCGGCGGCGUGGCUUGGUGCUACGACAGGCUGUCUCUUCGAUUCCGUACCGAUACUCGAUUAUGUUAAACCAAGAAAAUGACUUUUCGAACCUUUGCCUAUAUUAGGUUGUACUUAUGUACGUAUUUUGCAAUGUUUCACUAUGAGAAAAUGGCCUUAACAGCCCCUCACUCUGUCCACGUUGUAAAUAAACAUAUGUUUAAUACAAGUUAAAGCUAUAUACGAAAACUCAGAACUUGAAUUCUGUCAGCUUAAAACUUGUGUAGAGAAUUCUGAUUUUUAAAAUGUGAAGGUAUUUAGAUCUGUGUUGAAAGUCGUAUAUAUUUUUAUCUGUGCAAUGCUGAGUGCAGGCCACCAGCUCCUAAAUAGAGAAGUUUCCUAUAUAUGCAUUUUAUGUGGUUAAAUAAACACAAUUCUCUACUCAGGA
This is a messenger RNA of Kogia breviceps (pygmy sperm whale), 2274 nucleotides long. RefSeq names its product cyclin L2 (gene CCNL2). Gene Ontology annotation, molecular function: cyclin-dependent protein serine/threonine kinase regulator activity. Gene Ontology annotation, biological process: regulation of transcription by RNA polymerase II. Gene Ontology annotation, cellular component: nucleus. Lineage: Eukaryota; Metazoa; Chordata; Mammalia; Artiodactyla; Physeteridae. The record is from RefSeq and is a predicted model, not a curated record.